GAUAACCUGAGUGUUUUUUUUUUCGUAUGAAGAAAUUCCCCUAAGCUUCGCUUCUUUUUAUACUAUCCCGUACUAAAUUUUAUUUGUGGAGACAGGGAUUCAAAUUCAAAUUCACUUCCAGAGGGGAUCCGAGGAGGAAAGCGGUGGAGAUUAGAUACGUUGAGAUAGGGGCAUUCCUGUACUUGUACGCUCUCGUUGCCUUCGUCUUUAUUUGUUGCCCAACAUAUGGAGUAAUAAAAUCCCAAUUUUAUUUCUUUCUUCUUCUUCCCCAUCUCUAAAUCCGCUUCUUGUGGCCGUUGUGCUCUACACCACUGCAGCAGUCUUGGCUACAAACCUGUGAAAAUCGCCGCUCCCAGCAACUUGCUAGAUAUCACCUCUCCCAGCAACUUGCGAGCUAUCACAAAAGCAACAAAGAGAAAUCUCAAACCCUCAUCUAGACCUGGUUAUCUUGAACACAAAAGUAUCAGUAAGGGAAAUUGGCAUUGCACUAAAGUUAACAUUUGCUACUGGGAGGCGAGCACAGUUCUUUUUGAAAAGUUUGGCUAUGGCAACCAACGAAAAUCUCCCACCGAAUGUGAUCAAACAGUUGGCUAGGGAAUUGAAGAAUCUUGACGAAACCCCCCCUGAAGGCAUUAAAGUUGUUGUAAAUGAUGAUGACUUUUCUACUAUAUAUGCUGAUAUUGAAGGACCAGCUGGAACUCCGUACGAGAAUGGUAUCUUUCGCAUGAGGUUGAUACUAUCUAAUGAUUUCCCACAUUCACCUCCUAAAGGAUAUUUCCUGACCAAAAUUUUCCAUCCAAAUAUUGCCGCGAAUGGUGAGAUUUGUGUAAAUGCUCUGAAAAGGGAUUGGAAUCCAAAUCUUGGCUUAAGGCAUGUGCUCAUGGUGGUCAGAUGUUUAUUGAUAGAACCGUUUCCUGAAUCAGCAUUAAACGAACAGGCUGGGAAGAUGCUUCUUGAUGACUAUGAGGAGUAUGCUAAACAUGCAAGGCUAUAUACCGGGGUUCAUGCUAUGAAACCAAAGCAGAAACAAAAAGGUGGGGCCAUCUCUGAAUCAACUACUGCACUGAAUGUUGAACAUAAGACGAAUUCUGCAUCGGUCAUUGUUGAUAAGAAGAGUUCGGGUAUGAGUGUUCCUCUCCAACAACCAUCUUCGCUUGCCCCUUUGUCGAAAGGAGGGAACAGCCUGGACCCACCAGCAAUGCCGGUAGCUGCUGCCCAAAAGAAGGAAGGUGCUGGGUUGGGAAAGGUCCAUCAGGUUGAGAAGAAGAAGAUGGAUGCUAGGAAAAAGAGUUUGAAGAGAUUAUAGAAUUGCUUGCUGUGUUUCCAAACGGCAGCCUGUUGUCAGUCUUUCUGUUUUACAGUUAGGGGAAAAACUAGUUCCAAUAACAGUUUGGUUUCCUCGCUAUGCAUUGAACUCAUAACAAAUGUUUGUACCAUUAUUCUCCACUUUAAAUGACUUCAAUUUAUUUAAUUUAACUAUCUCUCGAAUUGAUCAUUUAGAGUUUUUUCACAUUUAUUCGACUACUCAAGAUUGAAUUAUGUUCUCAAGAAGCAGGGUAGUUUAAUAACGUGGCCGGUU
Messenger RNA from Cuscuta epithymum, 1579 nucleotides. The record is from the annotation of a GenBank genome assembly. NCBI's taxonomy places the organism in Eukaryota, Viridiplantae, Streptophyta, Magnoliopsida, Solanales, Convolvulaceae.